Chaetomium strumarium is the source of this 606-nucleotide messenger RNA. Its product is annotated as P-loop containing nucleoside triphosphate hydrolase protein. The record is from RefSeq and is a predicted model, not a curated record. Gene Ontology annotation, cellular component: cytosol. The transcript is spliced from 5 exons. Gene Ontology annotation, biological process: small GTPase-mediated signal transduction. The coding region runs from base 1 to 606 and encodes 201 amino acids. NCBI's taxonomy places the organism in Eukaryota, Fungi, Ascomycota, Sordariomycetes, Sordariales, Chaetomiaceae. Gene Ontology annotation, molecular function: GTPase activity; GTP binding; protein kinase binding.
AUGGCAAAUGAUCGUAACGCCCAAAAUGUCAUCCGGAGGAAACUUGUCAUCAUUGGCGACGGUGCGUGCGGCAAGACCAGUUUGCUGAGCGUGUUUACUCUUGGUUUCUUCCCAACACACUAUAUACCGACUGUUUUCGAAAAUUACGUGACGGAUUGCAGAGUAGACGGCAAGUCCGUCCAGCUAGCGCUAUGGGACACGGCUGGGCAGGAGGAUUAUGAGCGGUUACGGCCGCUAGCAUACGCCAAAGCUCACGUCAUCCUGAUAGGCUUUUCCAUCGACACGCCGGAUUCCCUGGACAACGUCAAGCACAAGUGGGUCUUGGAAGCAAACGAACGGUGUCCCGGAGUGCCCAUCAUCCUCGUCGGCCUCAAGAAAGAUUUGCGGGACGACCCGGUUGCACAAGAGGAGAUGCGGAAACGAUCACAACGCUUCGUUUCUCCGGGGGAUGGCGAGCAUGCGGCUAAGGAAAUCGGCGCCCGCAAGUACCUCGAAUGUUCUAGCUUGAGCGGCGAGGGUGUCGACGACGUUUUUGAGGCGGCCACACGAGCCUCAUUACUGAUGUUGGAGAAGGUUGAGGGGGCAGGGUGCUGCGUGAUAUUAUGA